This is a messenger RNA of Paramecium sonneborni, 985 nucleotides long. NCBI's taxonomy places the organism in Eukaryota, Ciliophora, Oligohymenophorea, Peniculida, Parameciidae. The record is from the annotation of a GenBank genome assembly.
AUGAGAUUUAAAAAAUUUUAUUUAUUGUAGAAUGGGAUCUUGAAGUUGAUCAAAUCUAUUUAAGUAAUUUAUAAACUCGAAUUGAUUAGAAAAUUCAUAAAUAAUUAGGAAGGAACUGAAAGAUGGAAUUAAUUAAAAGUAAAUAAGACUGAUCUUUAUAAAUGGAAACCUGAAUCCACAUAUAUUCAUAAUCCACCAUUUUUCUAAACAACAGAAUUAAAUCCAAAACUAGUUUAACCAAUUAAGAAAGCAUAUUGUCCUUUGAACUUAGGUGAUUUCAUUACUACAGAUCACAUCUGACCAGCAGGUUCUAUUGCUGAAAACUCUCUGCUGGUCGUUAUCUCAAAAGCAAAGGUGUCACUAAGAAAGAUUUUAAUACUUAUGGUGCCAGAAGAGGAAAUGAUGAAAUUAUGGCUAGAGGUACAUUCGCUAACACUAGUAUCAUCAACAAAUUAGUUAGUAAGGUUGGACCUUAAACUGUUUAUGUUCCAACAGGAGAAGUAAUGGAUGUAUUUGAUGCAGCUGAUAAACAUAUGAGAGAAGGAAAUCAAUCUAUUGUUUUAGCUGGUUAAGAAUAUGAUUCAGGUAGUAGUAGAGAUUGGGCAACAAAGUAAUUAUACAUACUAUAUGAAAUAGAGGACCAUAUUUAUAAGGUGUUAAAUGUGUUAUUGCAUAAUCAUUUGAAAGAAUCCAUAGAUCUAACUUAGUUGAAAUGGGUAUCUUACCACUUGAAUUCUUAUAAGGAGAAAGUGCUGAUACACUUGGAUUAACAGGAAAGGAAUAAUUCACAAUUAAUGUGAAUACAAGCAAUUUAACUCUUGGUUAAACAUACACUGUUGAAACAUGUAUUCUUUAAUUUAUAUAAUAUUGAGCAACUGGUAAAAAAUUCUAAGCUAAAUCAAGAUCGGACACUGAAGUAGAAAUUGAAUAUUACAAACAUGGAGGUAUCUUAUAAUAUGUGUUAAGAAAACUCGUCAAAGCAUGA